Messenger RNA from Aspergillus melleus, 1354 nucleotides. It is a transcript of the gene DCD1, whose product is annotated as deoxycytidine monophosphate deaminase. The record is from RefSeq and is a predicted model, not a curated record. NCBI's taxonomy places the organism in Eukaryota, Fungi, Ascomycota, Eurotiomycetes, Eurotiales, Aspergillaceae. Gene Ontology annotation, molecular function: hydrolase activity; zinc ion binding. Bases 230 to 1261 code for a protein of 343 amino acids. The transcript is spliced from 7 exons.
GGGAAGAAGAAAUAUUAUAGCUACCUAGGUAUCUACUUUCAUUAUUGCGUAACGUGCAGACAAGUUUCAGCUGGGAGGGCAUUGGAAUUGCUAGUUUGUGUAUAUUGGGGAAGAGCAGCAAUCGCUAGCUUGAACAUCUGUAAGCUGCCACUGUCCUAUCAGUUUACCCAUUACCUUGCUGACGAGACCUCGUACAUUGACUUGCGUAUAUGGUUAAAUUCCAACAUCAAUGUUGAUUGGCUUGUGUGGAGGCAUCUGCUCUGGCAAACAUGCCAUCGCGGAAUAUCUCAUCCAGAAUCAAGGUUUCCGGCUACUUGAGUUGAAAAGUAAUACCAUCUCUCAAGCAGCUGAUGAGGAUGAGGUUGAUCUUCAGCUGCAAGUCCCCGAUACAAAUGGGGGGAUAAAAAGUCCACCUUCAACAGUCUUUGAAUGUGUAGACUCGCUCCUCGAAUUUGCAACCAAGAACUGGCAAGGGUUAUGGGUUACAGCAGACAUUUGGGAGGGCACCACUCUAGACCGCUUUCUCCAGCGCCCAUUUUUCCUUCUGGUGAGCGUGGAUGCACCGGUCAGUCUUCGAUGGAAACGAUUGGUGGAUAGAUGCCGAAGGAGACAAACUGAGCCUCCUUCACUUGAGAAGUUUAUAUUUUGGAACGACCAACAUCUGUACGAGAAGAAUGUUGGGCGUGCUUAUUUGACAGAUCGAGCCCAGGUUCGAUUGUUCAACUCCUCUUCUUCGCUCGAGGAACUCCAUGCUGCCCUAAAAGCUCUGAACCUAGCCGAUGAUCAGAGAUUACGACCGAGCUGGGACCAAUAUUUCAUGCAACUAGCAUCUCUUGCUGCGCAGCGGAGUAAUUGUAUGAAGAGAAGAGUAGGCUGUGUUCUUGUUCGUGACCACCGCGUCAUAAGCACAGGGUACAAUGGAACUCCCCGGCAUAUCAGAAACUGCAAUGAAGGAGGAUGUCCCAGAUGUAACCGUGGCGAGGGCGGGGGUCUUGGUCUAUCGACCUGCCUAUGUCUCCACGCAGAGGAAAAUGCCCUUUUAGAGGCUGGGCGAGAGCGCAUACGUGAAGGCGCGGUGCUCUAUUGCGAUACUUGUCCCUGCUUGACGUGCACAGUCAAGAUCACCCAGGUUGGAAUCUCUGAGGUUGUCUACUCAAAAGGCUACAACAUGGAUCAAGAUAGUGCCACAAUUCUCAGGACCGCCGGCAUUCGGCUUCGGCAAUUUUCUCCUCCUCAAAAUGGGCUCAUUUAUUUGGGUUAGUUCACAAGGCGUGGGCUUAUAAGAGAAAUGAAGUGCAGCAUAUCUCUUCCAUACGUGCUCUAAAGGUAUCUAGAUCAAAAACGCUUGCCGCCG